AGGCACACCUGAAGUCGCGUUCGCGUUGUCAUCAUCAUCGCUCCAAAACCUCCGUAGACCAAUUUGUGCCGUUUUUAGACACGCAAACGUGUGUUUUAUUGCUUAAAAUACAUAUAAAAUUUGCUUAAAAAUUCUUAUGACAGCUGCACACGGUUGUUGUGAUUGAUAAAAAUUGGUGCAACAAGUGGUUUUGAACUCGCUUUUAACUUGCCAUCUAAAGUGCCUUACACACACCGACGCGCGCACACAGUCUUAGUUCUUACCUGCCAGCCUGCUUACACACACACUCGCGCAUCAUACGUAAGCAACAACAAGUUGUGAGCUGUCCGCUUUCGUCUUCGAGUCCAAUAAGAUAAUUACGCCGAAAAAUGCUAAACGUCUGCACAUAAUUUAAUUAAAAGAGCUCAGUCUCUCAGUGUAUAUGCAAACAAAAUAAAUUGAGAGUGAGAAAGUGCUAACAGAAAAACUGCCAAAAUCCCCAACGCGAGGAUCAGUAUCGUGUGUGCGUGUGUGUGAAGUGAAGAGUAAGAGAAAGAAAGAAAAAAGAGAGAGAGAGAGCGAGAGCACUUAAUAACAGUCUCUGUGUCCGUGUGGGAGUGAUCUCCUUUACAACAAAAGCAAUAUACAAAUUGAAACAAGUGUAUUUUAAAUAUAGAUUACAAAGUCCACCACUUAAGCAAAUACUACAACAACGCAGAUAGCAAGUCGGGAAUAUCAGCAAACGUGACGUACUUUGGCAUUAAUAUUUAAAUAGAUUAACUACAGCGGUAAACGGAUAAUAUGGAGUCCAUGGAAUAUGAAAUGGCACGCAACAUGACGUUGCUGUUCUUCCUGGAGCGACUGCUGGACAAGGGGGAGCCCCGCACAGUCCACGAUCUGUCCUGUCAAUUCGGCAACAAGGAGUUCACCAAGGAAAUGCGACAAAUUGCCGGCGGUAGUCAGUCCGGUCUCAAGAAAUUUCUCGCCCAAUACCCAUCAAUAUUCCUUGUCGAUGGCGAUUAUGUGCAGGUGAAUGCCUAUCAGCACAGCAGCUCCGACGAUGGCAACAGCGGCGGCAAACGCGACUACAUCCAAGAGGCUAAAGACUACUUCAAGAACAAGAUGCUGCAAUAUGGCGCCGCCGCGGAGGUUCCAGUGCGCAGUCUGCUCGGACAUCGAUCGCAGGCAUCUCCCCAAGUGCGACACAUAUCGGGUCAGCACAUCAAGGAGUUCACCGACUUUCUGAUGAAGCACACAGACACGUUCAAGGUGGUGGAUGACCAUGUGAUGCUGGUGGGCAGUGAGAAUAUGACGGAUUUGCCGGCCAGAGAUCGCUUGCAUUUGCCACAAUCGAACAUUGAUACGCGUGGCACACAGCAGAUGCUCGACUUUUUUGCCCAGUGCAUUGAGAUGAAGGGUCCGAUGCUGGUGGAUCAGCUGUUUCACCUGCUAACGCUGAACUUUCCGCAGGAUCAAUGGCUGCGUAUGUUCAAGACACCCGGUGAUCUGAGCUCGUUUCUAAAACUGUUUGGCGACUGCUUUCACAUCCAAGCGAAUCUAGUCACGUUGCUGCAGAAGCCCAAGCUGUCGGACUCGCACAUCCAGCAGGCCCAAGCCCGUUCCCGCGAGCAGUUCAAUGCCCUGAACAACAAUCAAAACUCCCGGCGAGUGGAUUCGACCCAAUCCGUGAGCUCAGUGCAGCAGCGUCUGCAGUCGCCGGCAAUGCGCAGCAAUGGCAUCAGCAAUCAUAUGAAUAACAAUGUGAAUAACAAUAACAAUAAUAAUAAUCAUAUAGUGUCGCCUAAUUUCAAGCUAAAUGCUCCUGUCUCCAAUAUGACCGGUGGCAAUGGCUUUGGACAAGGCCAAAAUAAAUCAGAGCCAAAUUCCGGCUUUGAUAGCUAUGUGCCAAUGUCGGAGCUGAAGCUGGAGAAUCUCUGCGAGAAUAAUUAUCCCAGCUCGACGGUUAGCUAUGGUCCCAUAGCAGCAGCAGCACAACAGCAACAACAACAGCAGCAGCAGCAACAGCAACAACAGCAGCAACCAGCAGCAGCAGCAGCUGCGGCGCCAACAGAGCGUUUAAAUAGCGUUAAUCAAACGCUUAAGCAGCGCAUUAAUACGCUGGUCAUACGCACCUUGGCCGAGAAUCUGGAGAAAGACAAGCAAUCAUUGGCCAAUCAAAACUCACACUCAAGUCCAGUGCAUGCGAAAGCAACAGCAGCAACACAAGCAGGAACAGGAGCAACAGUUGCCGCUGCAGCGACAACAACAGCAACAUCAGCUGUUGCAGGUAUCCAAAACAAUGCCAAUUCCACACCUAGUCAUAGUUAUUUUGUUGGCGAUACCUGGAAAAUAAAAGUGCUGCAAAAUACGACAGUCAUUGCCAAUGUGAAGCACUCCACGUUCGUCACUGAGGCGCUGCUCGAUCUGGCCAAGGAUGAGUGCAACAUUGCCGUCUCGCUCGACUGUGAGGGCAUCAAUCUGGGCAUUAAGGGCGAAAUAACGCUCAUUGAGAUUGGCACAGCCAGGGGCGAGGCAUUUCUAUUCGAUGUUCAAUCCUGCCCGGCCAUGGUCAGUGAUGGUGGUUUAAAGACUCUGUUGGAGCAUGAUCAGGUCAUUAAGGUCAUACACGAUUGCCGCAAUGAUGCUGUUAAUUUGUAUCUGCAAUUUGGCAUUCUGUUGCGCAAUGUGUUUGACACGCAGGCAGCGCAUGCCAUUUUGCAGUAUCAGGAGAAUGGCAAACAGGUGUACAAGGCCAAAUACAUAUCGCUGAACUCGCUGUGCGAGCAAUACAAUGCACCCUGUAAUCCCAUCAAGGAUCAGCUGAAGCAAAUCUAUCGCCGAGAUCAAAAGUUCUGGGCCAAGAGACCGUUAACCCGCGAAAUGAUGCUCUAUGCAGCCGGCGAUGUUCUGGUACUGAUACAUGAUCAGCUCUUUAGCAAUUUGGCCCAACAGAUUCAGCCCGAGAAUCGGCAGCUAUUCUCCGAGCUGUGCACUGAACAAAUACUCAUGCAGAUCAAGCCCAAUGAGGUGAAAAUUCGCAAGAAGCAGCGCAAGGUUAGCACCGAGGUAUCCGAUCUCAAGCAGAAACUGGCCCAGACCAGCAAAAGUAUUGUGCUGUCCAAUCGUGAAAUACGUUUGCUGCGUUAUAUGGACCUGACGGAGGAUGAAAAGGAACGCCUUAAGGGCUAUUACAAAGUGGCCAAGAAGCUGGAGAAAAUGGAGUCAGCUGGCAAUCCAAACAAAGAUCAAAGUGACUCGGAAGAUGAUGCGGAACCAAAUGAAAAUGACUUUUUCCCCAGCUUGGAUUCGGUGCCAUCGGAUAAUUCGCUAUCGGGCACAUUCUCGCCGCGUUUCAGCUCCGAACCGCCCAGUUUGACGGAGUCCAUGCAAAUGCUGGAGGAGAUACUGCAGAACAAGUCAAUGGAUCGAAUAGCGCGCAUUGAUAAGCUCGAGGCCAUAUUGACGACUGCAACCACAUUGCCAUGUGAUCAAAUUAUUACUUCCAAUGCAAUGCAGGAACAAUUGGGAUCCAGCAUUGCGACCACAGAGAAUCUGCAAAUCAUACGCGAAAAGACAAGAAACAUGAAGAACUGUAAUUGCCAUGGGGAGCGCAGUGUUACGCCCAUUUUGAGGUCGGCGAAUGACAAGCGAAUGGUCAAACUGGUCGAUGCGGAAUCACAAACGCUCAGCACCGGCGAUGUUGUCAUCACAAAAAUCUUCUUUCAAGAUGAGCACGAGCGUGUCAAGGAUGCGUUGUUGACCAACAGCAAUACCAAUUCACCGAAGCGUGUGGCUUCAACUUGAACUUAAACUUGAGCCACUUCUUCUUUCGAUAAAUACGAGUUUGAUAAAUGAUUCCUAACAAGCCAAGCGCCGACAUUAUAUGUAUUAUUUUUUUAUUAUCAUCAUGAGACUCCACUAAAAUGGGCAAUGAAUAGAAAAGAAUUCAAAGUAAAAGUAAAAGACGGAGUGCUCAAUAACUAUUAAAUAUGCAAUAAUUAUUCUAACUAAUUGAGAAGCAAUAUAUUUUGUGCCUAAAUGUUGAACAUUGCAAUAACAAUACAUGCUAUAAUUAUUUACUACACUCUACUUCAAUUGUGUUAACAUUUAUAACAAUUACUAUGAUUUUGCUCAUUCAUUUAAACAAUUGAACAUUUUAUUAGGCCGAAUCGCACUUCUCAUCAUGUUAUGGUUGAGAAAUUGUGUUGUAUUCUGAUUUAUAUAUAAAUAUAUCAAAUUUUGUUAAAGCUUUAACUAUAAACUAACUAUAUAAAUUGCAGAACAAUAGAUUCAAUGUUUGUAUUAAAAUUGACCUUUAAACAAGCUUUGCUAUUUAUUUGAGAUGUAAAAAUGAAAGUGAAACUUAAAAUAAGAAGCGUUGGACCAAUCUGUGUAGAAUCGAGAGCCUUUGUCUUUAAUAAUAUACAUAUAAAAUAUAUACAUACAUAAAUUCAACAAUUUUGUCAAGGUUUCCAAUAUCUUUGUCGCCAUAUCAAAACUGAACUUUGUAUUUUAACCAUUAUACUUACAAUCAAUCGAUCACGAUUAUCCAACAUAAUUUUAGUUUAACCCAAUUACAUAAUCAAAUUUUCUUAAUUAUUAACAAAAUUGCAUAGUCAAUCUAAGUAAAUAUUUAAUUGUAAAGUGAAACUUAUUGAAAUUGUAUGAUUAUAAAAAAAUAUGCUUAAUUAAAUAAAGUAAAUUGUACAUACAUGCCUAUGUAAC
Molecule: messenger RNA, 4704 nt
Organism: Drosophila innubila
Lineage: Eukaryota; Metazoa; Arthropoda; Insecta; Diptera; Drosophilidae
Gene: egl
Exons: 8
Coding region: 781-3783 (1000 amino acids)
Biological process (GO): nucleobase-containing compound metabolic process
Molecular function (GO): nucleic acid binding; 3'-5' exonuclease activity
Source: RefSeq, a predicted model, not a curated record